This is a messenger RNA of Xylaria bambusicola, 1603 nucleotides long. RefSeq lists its product as uncharacterized. Gene Ontology annotation, molecular function: DNA-binding transcription factor activity, RNA polymerase II-specific; zinc ion binding. Gene Ontology annotation, biological process: regulation of DNA-templated transcription. NCBI's taxonomy places the organism in Eukaryota, Fungi, Ascomycota, Sordariomycetes, Xylariales, Xylariaceae. The transcript is spliced from 2 exons. The record is from RefSeq and is a predicted model, not a curated record. Bases 105 to 1391 code for a protein of 428 amino acids.
GAUGCAUUCUCCGAUGUAUUGGGACUUAUUAAUGAAUAUGAAGACAUGAAAGCCUCGCCUUUAACCUGGGCGCAAAACUUACAGGCUCCCGCCUCCUCAGGGCCAUGGAGGGAGCAUUUGAAGGCUCCAUCACGACAACCCCUCCUCAAAAUCAGUUUACCCCAGACCCGGUGACCUGGCUCGAUAUCGUCGAUUUUGCCAAAUCGCACCCUCAGGAAUUCCAGUUAUCAUCUACGGCAACUGGUCUACGAUACUGUCAAUUCGCAUUGAAAGGUGUUCAGGUAGAAAUUGGUGAAGAUGACUGGAGGCUCAUCGUCUCCGGCGCUUUGGACAGGUUUAGACUUGUCCCACCUCAACCACUCGAAGAAGAUGAGACCGCCGAGCUCGCCACUGUGGAGAUUAUCGAGCAGCGGCUCCAGGUACUAAUCAAGAAGGCGGACGAGGUUGCUCGGAGAGCCCGUCAGCUUAAUUAUCAUCUCAGCGGCCGGAAGGCUUCCAUCCAGUCGCGGCAUCCAUCACAAUCGGGGUCGGCGUCGGGUUUCCAGACAGUGAACAACGUCCGACAAUCUGGCGUCAAUCCUGGCUACGAUCUACAUGCGGAUCUCCUGCAACAAUUCAUGGCACCAGCACCGCAGCCUCUCAAUCACCGAAUGUCUUCCACGGGAUCCCUCCCACCUACCCCAAAUCCAAUGAGCACCGCUUCCUCCACACCAAGGGCCAGUGUACAACAGCAGACGUUCAUGAACAGUAGCCGCCCAUCACCCAGCUAUACUUCAGAAUCGACUGUCCGCGACUGUGAGGAAGAAAACCGCACAUUAGUUGCUUCGAGAAUUGAAAAAAUGGCCCGUGGAGACGUCAUACGACCAUCCUGCGAUCGUUGUCGGAGGCUGAAAACACAAUGUAUCAAGCACCUUACCGCCUGUCAAGGCUGUACUAAAAAGCAUACUAAGUGCACGUGGAAGAAGCUGACAGAAGAAGAGUUGGCCGCAUUAAAAGUAGAGUUUGGAGGAGAAGGUGAUGAAGAUGAAGAGGAGACAAGGGAGGCGAUUUGGAAGAGCAACUUCGCCUCACCACACCAACCCCCGAGCACUGGUAAUCAUGUGGCCGCAAUGGACCGGGUUAGUGAGUCCAUCGGGAACCAGUCUGGGUCGCGAGUCGCCAUCAAUCGGCAGACAGAUGAGAUAUGGCGCAAAGGGCCCAGCAAUAUACCUAUCAAUAGGGAUGACACUAUGGAUAUUGACCCAAGCUCGCGCCAACGAUACCCUAUAGAAGAGACGGCGAGCUACACAACGACGCAAGGUGCAUGGCUGGAUUCUAGAAUCCGGCAGGUUGCUUCUGCAGCAUCAGCGCGUGCAGAUGCCGCAGUACAUGAAAACCAGCAUCGGCAAUAGUGAUGAUAAUUCAUUUAUGAAACAACGCGGAGAGCGUGUGCACACGUUACGAAAAUUAUGUACUUAAUCAAGACAGGCGCUCGAAACCAUAUACAUUCAUACGCCAAGGCGAGGUAAUCCCGUCGCCAACGUACAACUUGAUUGAGGGCCCUCUCCAUCAUGUCAGUCGGGUACCUAGGUAGAAUGCAGCACUGGUAGAGCAAGCGCAAAAG